GGCCGGCCCUGGGGCGCCUUAAAAACCAGAGCUGGCUCUCGGGUCGCAGCCUCUUUGAGCAGGAUCCAACGUCGCUGCGGCUACCCUUAACCACUCGCAGACCCCCCGCAGCCAUGGCCAGCAAAGGCUUGCAGGACCUGAAGAAGCAAGUGGAGGGGGCGGCCCAGGAAGCCGUGACUUCGGCAGGAACAGCGGCUCAGCAAGUGGUGGAUCAGGCUACAGAAGCGGGGCAGAAAGCCAUGGACCAGGUUGCUAAGACUACCCAGGAAACCAUCGACAAGACUGCUAACCAGGCCUCUGAGACUUUCUCGGGUUUUGGGAAAAAAUUUGGCCUCCUGAAAUGACAGAAGGGAGACAUGGGUGACUCCCUUCGAGGCCCGGAGCUCUGGCAGGCUCUUGGUGGGCCACCUGAUUAAAGCAUAUAUUCCUA
This is a messenger RNA of Cervus elaphus (red deer), 430 nucleotides long. It is a transcript of the gene ADIRF, whose product is annotated as adipogenesis regulatory factor. Bases 114 to 344 code for a protein of 76 amino acids. The record is from RefSeq and is a predicted model, not a curated record. NCBI's taxonomy places the organism in Eukaryota, Metazoa, Chordata, Mammalia, Artiodactyla, Cervidae. Gene Ontology annotation, biological process: positive regulation of fat cell differentiation. Gene Ontology annotation, cellular component: nucleus. The transcript is spliced from 3 exons.